AUGACUUCUUCUUCAAUUGUCGAUUCUGUUCGCUCUGCCAUUUCAACAUCUGUUUCAUCAUAUCGUUUAAUGCCUCAGCCACCAGCUCCUCACCGUCCACAUCCCAUUUGCAUGUGCGGUUUUUUGCUCCAAGACUGUGUUCAAUGUAACAGUUAUUUUUCUCAAAUGAUGAACCAUUCUCCUGCCUCCCUUUCUGCGGGAAAAACAAGUGGCAAUUUUGUUCAACAACAAUAUAAUGAUGGUCAUGAUGAUGACCAUGUUCAUGACUACCACAAUUACCACAACCGCCAUCCUGUGCUGAGAUUUUCUGGUUCAAGUAUCGAAGAUUGUUUCUGUUCAGAACCAAGUUGUACUUUUUCUGCUAAACAUGAUUCUUCUUCUGUUAUUACUUCUGCUGUUCCUACCACAACCAAAACAACACUUUCCCCAAAUAAAACAAGUGGCAAAAACAUAGUUUUGGCCAGACACCCAUUGUGUAUUUGUGGACUGGAUGCUAGUCAAUGUGUUUCGUGUUCUAGAGUCAAUGGUAUAGGGCGCCGCACACACACAGAGGCCAAGAUUGCCAGUCGUCUGUAA
This is a messenger RNA of Magnusiomyces paraingens, 576 nucleotides long. RefSeq lists its product as uncharacterized. The coding region runs from base 1 to 576 and encodes 191 amino acids. The record is from RefSeq and is a predicted model, not a curated record. NCBI's taxonomy places the organism in Eukaryota, Fungi, Ascomycota, Dipodascomycetes, Dipodascales, Dipodascaceae. The transcript has a single exon.